Molecule: messenger RNA, 2028 nt
Organism: Trichoderma breve
Lineage: Eukaryota; Fungi; Ascomycota; Sordariomycetes; Hypocreales; Hypocreaceae
Exons: 4
Coding region: 1-2028 (675 amino acids)
Source: RefSeq, a predicted model, not a curated record
AUGCCUUCCCAUAUCUCGGUAGGAACAACACCUCUGAAUUCGGCUGGAGCCAAGAGAACGCGAAGUGGGAGCUCGAGCACCGGAGGACCUAUCAAGAAGUUGAAAAGUUUGCAUGCAAGAUUUAGCCAUAGUUUGCAAUCUUCGGCUUCAGUAGCAAAGUUUCCUGCCACAGGCUCAACAGCAUCUAGCGGCGCAUUGCGACCAGAUGCACUCCCUAAAGAGAACAACCCUGGUGCGGGAAGGUUGGUGACAAGCUCCACGCAAGUCAAUGCACCAGAUCAGCAGUUGGUACAUCAGCACCACAUGCAUGCUCCCAAAGAAUUUCCUGGUGCUACUCAUCUGGACGGCAGUCAUGUCUAUGUUUUCCCCCGUGCGAAUUGGUGCAUCCCCGAGGAGUACCGCAAACGAUAUCCGGUUGUCAUGGAUAUUUUCCAAAGGAAUCUUGAAGAAAUCGAUCUCACGAUUCUCAAGCAUCCAGCUAAAACGGCCUACAAAUUGAGCAUGUGCGGCACUAGUAUAGACAAGGCUACACCUUCGAUCUUAAUAUGCCACCCCCAGGUUGAUACAAGCAUGGGCCAAAGGAUCCUGCGCCAUCUACAUCGCCCGCAGGUCCGGAAGCAAUACAACUCUAGCAAAAUGGCUGUGAGUUUCGAAAUCUACUGGUAUAGCGGGCCUGCUUGGACAUAUUUGGGACGCCCUAUAGAUGGCCUCAACAUUCAAAUGGAAAGUUCGUACAUUUGGGGAGCACUACUAUUGGAUGAUGAUCAUUAUAGGAUUAGUACGAUUACUUGUGGCAUCAGGUUUCCAAAUGUGGAGGACGCUAUGUUCCUUCUAUCAACCGCUCAUGCCUUUGAAGAAAAUGACAGCAGUGGGGAUUAUGAUGAGGAUGAGGAGAGUGUCGAGCCUAAUGGAGGCGAAGAUGGAGAUGGGGAUAUAUACAGGUUUGGAGAUGUAGAGUAUGACAUGGCUGAAAUUAGGGAUAUUUAUGAAUGUGAUAAAGAAAACCAACCGCCCCAAGCUACCGGACAGCAACAAGAUCGCAGACGAUACACACAAGACCUAUACAGUGACCUUGGUUGGGAUUCUGGAGAGACAGUUUCUGUCAGCCCCAACCGAGUCUGGGGUCGUUCUCGGGAAGCUGAAUGGAGCGACUCUCUCAAUCUGGACUGGGCGUUGAUAGAGAUUAAAAAGAGCGAACAGUGGAAAGCAGAAAGACCCCGUCUAGCGCUGCCUGAUAUCCCUGGCUCGGGUUAUCAAGAACGGCGCGUGGAAGUCAUGACAUCUCGGGGCGCGCUCUUUGGCACUAUUUGCAGCAUACCCUCAUUUAUUGCCAAUUCCAACAAGCUUAGCAAGCUAUGCAAAGUUUGGACUGUUUCUCUUCUAGACCCAAGCGAAAUAUCUGUUGGAGACAGUGGAGCCCUUGUCAUAGAUUGCCUGACGAGCAAGCUUUAUGGAUACAUCAUUGGGAUCAACCACUUUCAAGAGCUAUACGUCAUUCCAUUACAGUCAGUCUUGGAACAGAUAACGGAGAUGAUACCUGCUUCCUACGGUAACCCCGAAAUAUUCAUGAUGCUCGACCAACGCCGUACACCCAGACCACCUCCUAAAACCAGCAAAGUUCGUGGGCUCACCAGAUAUUUACAUCAAUACUGGCCCCAGAGAGAUUUAUAUAAUAUCAGUUCAUUAAAUUUUGAGCCACGAUGGCUUGGGGAUGAUUCCUAUGACAGCGAAAGUAGCAGCAGCAGCCACUACGUUGAUUGUCCGACCAGCCCUAUGCCGAAUUACCCCAGCGAAGCAGACACGCAGCAUUACUCUGUGCCAACUAGCUUUGGUUCAUACGACGCAGCAAUAACGCAGUCGUCUGCCACGCAAUUUUCGAGCUUUCAGAUAUUGAAUGACUCUAUGGAUGAGAAAAUUGAGAACUCGAAGUCUCCUAGCCCGGCACCUGACGAUGAUAGCCCCCCUUCUUCGUACCAGACCGCAGAGGACGGGUCCAAUUCAGCGCCAUCUAGCCAAGAGACAAUCUAG